This is a messenger RNA of Brienomyrus brachyistius, 1298 nucleotides long. RefSeq names its product myosin, light chain 4, alkali; atrial, embryonic (gene myl4). Gene Ontology annotation, cellular component: myosin II complex. NCBI's taxonomy places the organism in Eukaryota, Metazoa, Chordata, Actinopteri, Osteoglossiformes, Mormyridae. Gene Ontology annotation, molecular function: calcium ion binding. The transcript has 7 exons. The record is from RefSeq and is a predicted model, not a curated record. The coding region runs from base 705 to 1274 and encodes 189 amino acids.
ACAUCUAUGUGACACUUUUAUUACAUUGUAAAUACCAUGUAGGGUUUGCAAACGAUCCCAACGCUCUUGGUGUAGCUAAUUUUAAGUUUACAAAGAAAUAAUAUAGAUUUGCCAUUAACUUUCUUGCGUGAGCGUGAGAGUCUGAAAGCGCGAGUGUCACAACGAAUGCGUGAGAGCUGCUAAUUAAUCCUGCCAAUCACCCCCAUCUGCCUGCUAUUCAUGGGUUGUACAGUGUACUGGGAUAUGUAGUUUAUAGGCGUCAUUGAGACAGAGUGGAUACCAUCAGAUUAAGAGCAAUGUGACACAAACCUUUACAUGGAAGCAUUUCCGAUAAGCGCUUAUCCAACGCAGCAACGGAGCCGAUGCCAGGAAGCGUAGGAACCUGAGGAAGGAGAGGAAGCGAAGUAAGGAGAGGAAGCGGGGGAAGCAGAGGAAGGAGAGAAAGCGGAGGAAGCAGAGGAAGGAGAGAAAGCGGAGGAAGGAGAGGAAGCGGAGGAAGUUCUGGGUGGCAGGUGAGAACCUGCACAGGACGCGCGCUCACACACACUGGUGUGCCCAGGUUCUGUGGGCUGGUCUUCCACACACCCCUGUGGAAUGAGUCGGACAGGGUAUAAAACUGCUGACGGACGUUCUUGGGUCAGUGGAACCCCCCGGCUGUAUCACCUGCCCCAGCCUUCUUGAAACGGAGAACAUCCUGCUCAGAGAUGGCCCCAAAAAAGCCAGAGCCCAAGAAGGAGGCACCUAAGCCUGCCCCAGCCCCGUCACCUGAGCCUGACAAAGCUAAGGAGUCCGACUUUGACCCGAAGGACAUCACCAUUGAAUUUAAUGCAGAUCAAAUCGAAGAGUUCAAAGAGGCCUUCAUGCUGUUUGACAGAACCCCAAAGUGCGAGAUGAGAAUAUCGUAUGCGCAGUGCGGUGAUGUCAUGCGGGCUCUGGGCCAGAACCCCACCAACGCCGAGGUCAUGAAGGUUCUGGGAAAGCCAAAAGCAGAAGAGAUGAACAGCAAGAUGAUGGAUUUCGAGACCUUCCUGCCCAUGUUUCAGCACAUCUCAAAGUCAAAGGAAAGGGGCACACAGGAAGAUUUCAUCGAGGGGCUCCGCGUCUUCGACAAGGAGGGCAACGGCAGCAUUAUGGGGGCGGAGCUCCGUCACGUGCUCGUCACGCUGGGUGAAAAGAUGCUAGAAAAAGAAGUGGAGCAGUUGCUGUCUGGGCAGGAAGAUGGAAAUGGAUGCAUCAGUUAUGAAGCAUUUGUAAAGCACAUCAUGUCCGGCUGAACGAUAAAUAACAAAUAUCAUCUG